This is a messenger RNA of Solanum lycopersicum (tomato), 1313 nucleotides long. RefSeq names its product probable protein phosphatase 2C 59. Lineage: Eukaryota; Viridiplantae; Streptophyta; Magnoliopsida; Solanales; Solanaceae. Gene Ontology annotation, biological process: peptidyl-threonine dephosphorylation. Gene Ontology annotation, molecular function: cation binding; protein serine/threonine phosphatase activity. The record is from RefSeq and is a predicted model, not a curated record.
UCUUUCAAGUCCAUUUUUCUCUUCUUUUUUUUUCUUUAAUUUCAUUUGCUUAUUUCUUUUUUUUUUUCUUCCUCUUUUGAAUUAGAUUUAAUUGUUAAUUUUGUUGAUUGAAAUGUAUUUUGGUGAUAAUUAAGCAUUUGCAAUUUGAAUAAUUUGGAUUUUUUGGUGGAUCGUAAUGGGUUAUUUGAAUUCGGUGUUGUCAUCUUCUUCUAAUCAAAUUCAUGCUGAUGAUGCGCCUGUUAGUGGCGGUGGAUUAAGUCAAAAUGGGAAGUUUAGCUAUGGAUAUUCUAGCUCCCCGGGAAAAAGGUCCUCCAUGGAGGAUUUCUAUGAGACAAGAAUUGAUGGCGUUGAUGGAGAGGUAGUUGGUCUCUUUGGAGUUUUUGAUGGUCAUGGAGGUGCUAGGGCUGCAGAAUAUGUGAAACACAACCUUUUCAGUAACCUGAUUAGGCAUCCAAAAUUUAUCUCUGACACCAAAUCUGCCAUAGCUGAUGCAUACAACCAUACAGACUCUGAGUUUCUGAAAUCAGAAAACAAUCAGCACAAAGAUGCUGGAUCAACUGCUUCUACUGCCAUACUUGUGGGUGAUCGUCUACUUGUUGCAAAUGUGGGCGAUUCUAGAGCUGUUAUUUGCAGGGGUGGCACAGCUAUUGCUGUUUCUCGAGACCACAAGCCUGACCAAACAGAUGAGCGACAGCGCAUCGAAGAUGCUGGAGGUUUUGUGAUGUGGGCAGGUACCUGGAGAGUUGGAGGUGUACUUGCUGUUUCUCGUGCUUUUGGCGAUAGACUUUUAAAGCAGUACGUUGUCGCUGAUCCAGAAAUACAGGAGGAAAAGGUCGAUGGCUCUCUUGAAUUUCUCAUCCUUGCAAGUGAUGGACUCUGGGACGUUGUAACGAAUGAGGAGGCUGUCUCGAUGGUUAAGCCGAUCCAAGAUCCUGAAGAUGCAGCUAAGAGGCUGAUGCAGGAAGCAUAUCAAAGAGGCAGUGCAGAUAACAUCACCAUUGUGGUUGUCCGUUUUCUGGGUAACCAAGAGGGUUCCUCCCGAGGUACCUCAGCUUAAAAAGUAAUUACCACUUCUAACUCGUGGUAAUAAAACGACAAGAAAACCCAUAGGACGUAACGUAAAUAUUGAAUAUAGAUAGAUUUCUGGGUUUAUGAUGUAAGGAAAAUCUUUAGAAUUGAACAUUGUCAAAGCUUUCUCUCAACUUGUAUGAAGUGUUCAAGAGUGAAUCUGGGCAUAAGUCAAAUCCCAAAUUAUUGAUGUUCUAUGUUUAACAUACAGUAGCUUUAUAAUAUAUACUGCUGUUUUCUUGUAA